This is a messenger RNA of Zalophus californianus (California sea lion), 4515 nucleotides long. It is a transcript of the gene NDP, whose product is annotated as norrin cystine knot growth factor NDP. Gene Ontology annotation, biological process: Wnt signaling pathway. The coding region runs from base 404 to 805 and encodes 133 amino acids. The transcript has 6 exons. The record is from RefSeq and is a predicted model, not a curated record. NCBI's taxonomy places the organism in Eukaryota, Metazoa, Chordata, Mammalia, Carnivora, Otariidae.
CUCUCCCUCUCCCUCUCUCUCUCUCUCUCUCUCUCCCUGUGUCGCUUAAACAACAGUCCUAACUUUUGUGUGUUGCAAAUAUAAAAGGCAAGCCAUGUGACAGAGGGACAGAAGAACAAAAGCAUUUGGAAGUAACAGGACCUCUUUCUAGCUCUCAGAAAAGUCUGAGAAGAAAGGAGCCCUGCGUUUCCCCCAAGCUGGGCAGCAGAUACUGUGAUGAUGGAUUGCAAGUGGAAAGAGUAAGACAAAACUCGGGCCUACAAAGGACAAUGACAACCAGAAAGCUUCAGCCAGAUCCUGCCCUUUGCUUGAAAGGAACUGGAUCCUAGGAGGCGAAGGCAUUUCCCAUUUCUAGUCCUCUGCCUCCCUCUGCUGUUCCUUCUCAGAAGCUUUCCUUACAACAAUGAGAAAUCAUGUACUAGCUGCAUCCUUUUCUAUGCUCUCCCUGCUGGCGCUAAUGGGAGACACGGACAGUAAAACGGACAGCUCCUUCAUGAUGGACUCGGACCCUCUGCGCUGCAUGAGACACCACUAUGUCGAUUCUAUAAGUCACCCAUUGUACAAGUGUAGCUCAAAGAUGGUGCUUCUGGCCAGGUGCGAGGGGCACUGCAGCCAGGUGUCACGCUCGGAGCCCUUGGUGUCCUUCAGCACUGUCCUCAAGCAGCCCUUCCGCUCCUCCUGUCACUGUUGCCGGCCCCAGACCUCCAAGCUGAAGGCACUGCGGCUGCGCUGUUCGGGGGGCAUGCGGCUCACCGCCACCUACCGGUACAUCCUCUCUUGUCACUGUGAGGAGUGCAGCUCCUGAGGCCUCCCGCUGAGUGGCUUCUGGAUGGGACAACCUCCCCCCCCCCCCCCCCCCCCCCCCCCCCCCGCACUGAGGCAGUUCAACCAGCCAGGGAAGGACUGGCAAGAAAAGAGUUAAGGCGGGGGGGAGAAAAGAAAAAAGAUGCAGCAAUUCCCACAGGAUUGUGCAUAUUCUAGUAAUAAAGACUCUCCAUGCUUGUUGACAGAGAGAGAUGCUCCGGGAACUGGUCUUCCACCCCUGUCUCCUUUCCCUGGUACAAUUUCUUUUGGUUCCUUUUCAGAUUCAGGCAUUUGCCCCCUUGGCGCUGAAUGCUGUUCAAGUUUCCAACAAUUUCAGCCUUAUAGGAGAAAGUGCCCCCCCCCCCCCCCGCCCCCCGUGCCCAAGUGGGUCAGGUUGUCACUGUUUGGUGCAGAUUAGGGAAGCCUUCGCUUUGGAAAGCAGGAAGAAAGCCCAACUCUUUCUGCGACACCGUCUGGGUUGGUUCGGUUUGAUUUGGAUCUUGCCCUUCGAUCUAAGGUUGCCAUCACUGCUAAAGGUGACCAGUGGUGAAUUCCAGGCACCAAGCAGGUUGGAGAUGUGUAGCCAGGCUCACUCACAGCCAGCUAACUGACAUUAAAAUAACUAACAAAUGGAUUCUCUUACGUGAUGCUGGAACUCCUGAUAGCGGUCAUUAUUAUUCAGAAAUGACUUUUGGGAAGUAAAGGUGGCAUACGGAAUUUGUCACCUGAAGGCUCUUGCAGAUAAAUUAUGGUAAAAUUUUGUAAGGGAGCAGACUUUUAAAGACCUGCACAAAUACGGAUCCUGCACUGACUUUGAAAAAGGCAUAUAUGUACUAGUGGCAUGGAGAACGCACUAUACUCAUGCAUGCAAAUUAGACAACAAAGUAUGAAUCUAUUUGUGGGUGUGCUAUAGCUUUAGCCAUGUCGCGGGCAUCAUUCUCUACCAUCCACUUGUCCAUGUGAAGCUUGCUGCCAAAAUGGUGGCCUGGCUCAUCUUCUGAACAUUUGGCUCAACUCUCUUUUGGUCUCUGAGACUCAAAAUUUGAGUUAUUCCCAUGUUGUGAAAUAAAAAGACAGUAUCUUCAAAAUUGUGACUAUGAGCAAAUGGAGACCUGCCGAAACCCAGGUUUGCCCGAAGGCACACACUUAGUCUUGGAUUUGGAACCAGAACCCAGGCUUUCUGCUUCACAGCCAUGAGCACUUCCCUUCCCCCACCCGUGAAGAUUCUCAGUCUUUUAAGGCUCUUGGAUGCUGAAUACGGUGAAUGGGCUGGAAAAGAGUGAGAGAGAUAGAAUAAAGUUUAAUGGGGCAUAUCAAGGCUGAGAAAGAGGAAGAAGAAUUACAUUUUCCCCAAAGACCUCAAAAUAGCCUGGGAAUGGAGAGAAUUUAGACAUUAUUGGAUAUUGAGUUACUAUGGAAUUUCUAUUAUGUCUUUUAAAAAUUUAACAUAUUUAGUCUUAUUUUAAUGUCUACCCCUAAGGAUUGAGAGAGAACCAAAUGAAAACAUUGAUCUGUUGAAAGCACUACUCCCGGAAUGCCUGAGGAAUGUUCACCCAUCUUCCCCAUUUGCUACGCAUGAGUAAAGGGAGAUCAGAAUAUGUUAUAAUCUUAGUAGCUUACAUCUUCAAAAUCUGUAUGAUAAUCCAUGAUGGUGGAGGGCAAGCCUCUUGUAAACUGAUUUUACCCUCAUCAUUUAUAAGUAUUUAAUAAUAGUCAGUUAACACUGUACUGGAAAAUAGAGGGGAUUACGGACUGAAUUGAUUUUCUUGAGUUUUUCAGACCAGUCUCUUAAGUCUUAUUCAUGUAAGCUUCUCAACUUUCCCCAGAAGCUUAGAAUGAAGGACCAAUCAGCCCUCCUUGGUCUCAAGGAAAUAAUGGUUAAUUUUCUUCUAAACCCAAGUGCUUGCUAAUCCACCCAACACAAUUAUUUUGUAUUUGGUGGAGUGGGCUGCAUACACGUUAUGACUGGGGAACCGUUUGGGUACAUUCAUUUCUUCCUUGUGACAUCGGAGGAAUUAAGGUCCAGACGUGCUUUCAGCCAUCUCUUCAGGUCCUGCUGACACAUACACACUUGAGCAAGACAGCUGCCCAGUAUGGAACACCAAAUGCAUGGGAGCCAGGCCGUUGUGAAGGCUUCUAUCAGAAAAGCAAACCAUAUCCUGCUGAUGCUGCCCCCUUGGUGAACCCAGGGCAUGGCCACAUCAUGGUGGAUAGACAUGUCACUCCCUUCAGGAACCAGAAUAUUGGAGAGGCAUGGAUCUGGGAAGAGAGGUUUUGCGCAUGGCUGUAUCAUUACACACUGGGAAGAGCGUUUGCUUCAUAAUGCCUGUUUCAAUGCACAAACAGGUACCCAGCAACUACUUGCUGAAGGACAGUACUUCUUGAGAGAACGACAUCACAUGCCAACAAAUCAAUGUUUUCCUUUAAGUUGUCACUGUAUUAAUGACGUGUUUGGGUAUGUUCUACCGUAAAUCUGUAAGAGCAUUGGACUUUUCUUUAAUUCAAUUAUGAAUGGAACUUCCAAUUUCUCAUUGAGUAAAGUCAUUCUGUGCCCUCAAAUAUUAAUACCAUCUUCUCACGUGGUAGAGAGAACCUUUUAAAUUUGGUGACUGCAGGGAAUAUGGACAUGCACCAAGGAAGGAUUUGUUGCUCCAGCCGUCGACCCCUUCAGGAAUUGCCUGAGCUACACAGUCACCUUGCCCAAGAGCGUGUUCUUCCAGGGGUGGCUCAGAUCCAGUAACUGAUGGGGGUGUGGGGGGCAGUCUAAGAGCCUGGUUAUCCUGGCCCAAUGGAAGACAACGCUAGCAGGCCAUCCUGGCUCCAGAGCUGGCCACUGGGUUGACUGAGGCAUGCCAGCUCUAUGUGUGUUUGCACCCAGGCUUGCUCCCCCACCCUCUGCUUCCACAGGUGCUGAUCCCUAAUCAAUACCUGCACCGAAAACUCCACCUCAGCGUCUUAACUCUUGGGAGCCCAGCCCACAGCAGCAAUUUAUACAUCUUUUAGUGGCCUGUAAAAGGAGACAAGUGCAUUUAAGCCAUCUAGUCUCAUGACAUGCCUGGCCCGUAAUACGUGGGGUUCAAAUCAAUGUUCGUGCUUCCUCUGAAAGCAUCAUUUAAACAUAUAUGCCAGGACCUAUUAUGCAUCAGCUAGCAUGCGAAAUGCUGGAGAAACUGAGAGUUCUUCAUUAUCUUCCAAAUCACCACCAAAACUAAUAUUGCCAUCACCAUUGCAAAGUGUAUAUCAAGUAUCUGGACAUGCAUAUGUGCCAUGGAAAUAAAUUUAAAGAGGUACCUGUUGUGGGAAGAGGCCAUGAGAAACCACAGGGCUAACAUCAACACCGGUGUGAAAAGGAACAGAAAGGCAUGUUGUUCAGCUCUCAUUUUAUAGAGGUUUUUUGAUUCUGUGUCUUCUGACUUCUCAACCCGUGCUCAUGCCAUUGGCCAAUGCUAUAUUUUCCUGAUUCUUCUUGCACGAGUUUCUCAUGAACAACACAAAAAGCAUUCUUCACUGUUGUCAUUGAAACUAACAGCCCAAGAUUUUGUUUGACCAAGUGCCCACUUUCACCGACUAAUUCAUAGUGCUCGGCACACGUACUGUUGUAUGUCAAGAGCAUGAACUCUGGGGCCAGACUGCCUGAGUUCACAUCCCUGAUCUGCUGCUUAUGAGCCGUGUGACUUUCAGGCAUGUCGUGUGGCCUUUUUGUGCCUUGGA